UCAUCAGGAGCCGGUAGUGAAACGCGCGGUAUUUUGAAUACAACGAAAAACAAACAGUCGCUAGCUUUAUUUUUGAUCUUCAAAACGGUAAACUAGCCCCUUCAAGCUACCAAAACAUGUCAAAGAAAGCUCCGAGAGCAGCCCUGAAGCUCCAUAUGAAGAAGAACACUAAUAUACGGAUAGGAAAAAACGCAGACUUGAUGGCCCAGCUCAACCUCCUAGUUGUCCUGCAUCGUCUAGCGGAGGAGUCUAAGGUGAAAGCCUUUGAGGAGAAAUCAGCAACCAUCAAAGUUCACCACGUCAGAGCUGUUGCGAAGAAACUGUUAAAGAGCACACGUGGAUAACAUGGAUGACGGGAGUUCCCCAUCACAGCCCUUUAUUUGUUCAACAGCAUUGAUCCCAUUAACUAAAAUUUACUAAAAGACUUCAAGUAUGUGUGAGCUAGUAUAGAGCCCACAACAUAUAUGGACUGUCAAAGAUGAACAUUUUACUUUUAUUCAUUUAUUAGAACUUUUACAUGCACAAUGGAAUUUUUUGUUGCUUUGUCUCCGCAUCAGGCCCAUUA
Messenger RNA from Carassius carassius (crucian carp), 565 nucleotides. It is a transcript of the gene cenpw, whose product is annotated as centromere protein W. NCBI's taxonomy places the organism in Eukaryota, Metazoa, Chordata, Actinopteri, Cypriniformes, Cyprinidae. The transcript is spliced from 3 exons. Gene Ontology annotation, cellular component: kinetochore; nucleoplasm. Gene Ontology annotation, biological process: kinetochore assembly; mitotic cell cycle; chromosome segregation. The record is from RefSeq and is a predicted model, not a curated record. Gene Ontology annotation, molecular function: protein heterodimerization activity; DNA binding. Bases 117 to 344 code for a protein of 75 amino acids.